Molecule: messenger RNA, 724 nt
Organism: Pelodiscus sinensis (Chinese soft-shelled turtle)
Lineage: Eukaryota; Metazoa; Chordata; Testudines; Trionychidae
Source: RefSeq, a predicted model, not a curated record
AAACCUACAUGGGAAAUGAUUAACAGGGAGGCCAUGUCUGCAAUAGCCAACUUAGUGGGGCAGAGUGGAAACAGCUUCCAUGUGUUUGACCAAGGCCAGUUUGCCAAGGAGGUGCUUCCAAAGUACUUCAAGCACAACAACAUGGCCAGCUUCGUGCGACAGCUCAACAUGUAUGGCUUUCGGAAGGUGGUACAUAUCGAGCAAGGAGGCUUGGUGAAGCCCGAGAAGGACGACACUGAAUUUCAACAUCCGUACUUCAUCCGAGGCCAGGAGCAGCUCCUGGAGAAUAUCAAGAGGAAAGUAACCAGCGUGUCCAGUAUAAAGAACGAGGACAUCAAGGUCCGUCAAGACAACGUAACCAAGCUGCUGACUGACGUGCAGCUGAUGAAGGGGAAGCAGGAGAGCAUGGAUUCCAAGCUGGUCGCCAUGAAGCAGUGAGUAGGGCAGCAGGGGCGGGAUAAAGCGGUGCUCUUCGCUCUGACGUCUGCCAGAGUCCCAGGGCCUCAGCAGCAUCACCCAGUGGGAGGAGCAGCUGGGGCGUCGCUGUCGCUCCUCGCAGACCGUGGGGUGACAAUGCCCAGCCCGGCAAGCUUAGGCCGAGUUCGGCUGUGCUGCCUUCCCUUGAGUCCAGCUCCGCGCCGGCCGCAGGGGCUGCUGGGAACAGAGAGCUGCCCUCCCUCCUCACUCUCUGCGCGCAGCUCUUCCGUCAGGCUGUUCCGGUCUC